Messenger RNA from Arabidopsis lyrata subsp. lyrata, 2035 nucleotides. Its product is annotated as putative F-box/LRR-repeat protein At3g18150. The record is from RefSeq and is a predicted model, not a curated record. Lineage: Eukaryota; Viridiplantae; Streptophyta; Magnoliopsida; Brassicales; Brassicaceae. Gene Ontology annotation, molecular function: protein binding.
AAAGUUGAAGUUUACACACACACCCCGUGGCUCGUGCCUUUUGUCAUUUUGAUUUAGUUACGUGUUGUACUAUGUUUGGAUAUUAAAAAUAGUGAAAAUAUAGAUAGGUUAACUCUUGUCGGCCCGAUCCGAAUUACUACAUGCGAGAGGAUAUGUGAGCUAUAUGAUAAAGAAGACCGACGGUCUAAAAAAAUAAAAGUUGUUCCAUAAUAAUAAACCCUAAUUACAAUCGCAAAUUUUGAUGGCAGGCGAGAGCUCCACCGCCGCUGCUUUAAAAAUCCGUAGCUGCCGCCGCAAAGGCCUUCGUCGCAACCCCACGAAAAUCAAAGAAGCAGUACUAGACUUAAUAAGCUCUUUACCUGAUGAUAUCCUACAACAUAUCCUCUCCUUUAUUCAGACCAAAAUCGCCAUCAAAACUUCCCUCUUGUCAAAACGAUGGAGGCAUGUAUGGUGUGGUACACCUUCUCUAUCAUUUAGUUGUAAUAGAGUGGAGGCUCCUUUUAUAAAUAAAACCCUAACUCGCUAUACAUCUUCCAAGAUGAUGAGUUUUAAGCUCCAUUCGAACUUGUCCGAAAAUGUUCCCCACCUCGACAGUUGGAUCGAGUUCCUCAUAUCACGUAACGUGGAGAAUCUGUCUAUGACUUUAUGGCAUUCCGAUGAGUACAAGUUUCCUGAUUUCUUCUACAUCAAUUCUUCUGUCAAGCAACUCUUUGUGGAGUUAAUUAGACUGCGCUGAUAUGAGGAUUCCAACAUGCAUUCCGUGUCGUGGACAUGUCUGAAGAAGCUGUCUUUGCGUAAAUGUCGUCUCUCUGAUGAAUACAUGGCUAAGAUUCUCUCUGGUUGUCCCAUUCUCGAGAGCUUAAAACUGUGUUUUUGCGAUGCACUGGAGGUUCUUGUUCUCAGCAAAUCGAUGCGUCUGAGAACAUUAGAAGUAGAACGCAACCAUUGGACUUUGGGACCAACGCAGAUUGUGGCACCAUAUAUCCAUUGUCUCAUUUUGACAAGCUCUCAGGUGUCCCCAUGUACUUUAGUUGAUGUCUCGUCUUUAGCCGAAGCUAAACUUAACAUUGUCGUUUGCCCAUAUGAAAGAACCACCAAAGCUGAUUUUCUUCAAGACAUGGUGCUAAAGAUGCUAGCAAAGCUGCAGAAUGUUGAGAAGCUUGCUUUUGGGGAAAUAUUUAUUCAGGUUUUAUCUCUUGCCGAGUUACGUGGUGUUUCUUUUCCGAUGUUCAAAGUUAAAGCUUUGGCUCUGAAGACGUCGAUUUCUCAGAAUGAUAUUCAUGGUAUAGAAAGGAUAUUACAAAAUUCACCUGAUUCAAAGACGCUAAAGUUACACAUAAGAAAUGGCAACACCAUCCCGGAGGUGAAUCUUGACGAAUACGUGGCUUCACAAGGCAUGAAUCCGGAUCUGUGUUGGAGAUCAAAAGAUGGGACCUAUUGGAACAGAUCCCGUUGUGAUGUAGAGCCAAAGCACGUGGUUUCAUUCAUGAAACGUAUGGUUAAAACCACAAAAACAUUAGAGAAAAUGGUCGUCAAGUUGGAAGACACUUACGGUAAGUUCAAAGAACUGGUUUCCAAGACACUUUCUCGCAACAAAAAUGUCUCCAUUGUUCUCUCAACCAUGCCGAUGUCAUGUGAAUCAUAGGCAUUUAUCGAGUUUAAUCUCUCUCUUUUUUCAUAAAAAAAAACCCCAAAUAUUGGAAAAAUUAUUGAAGUUGUGUUUUUUUUCUUUUCGAUCAUGGGAUAACAUGUCAUUUUUGGUGUGGUUCUUUAUUUGAGAUGAUAACAAACAAGUUUCUGAUAGAGAACACGAGAGAAGACCCAAGUAGACUUAUCAUUGGAUGGAUCCAGAUUAUGUUGGAAAGAAAGAGGCUUUAGAUAGUUAUAAAACAGCUAAUUACGUUUGGAGAAUUGGCUUGAGAAUCAAAUCUACUUCUGAAAACCAAAGUGAUAAGAAGUCUUGAAAGUCUCUAGUUCAGUCCAAAGGUUUGGGGAGGCUUUGAUCAUUUGAUGAAUUGAAUUGCUUUCUACAACG